AGAUUUGUCUCUGACAGCACUUCCCUGGCUGUCUCCCUGGCACAGCUACCAGCCGAUGAGGCUUUAAUCUGAUUAACUGUGGGAUAUUUACAGCUCUAAGUACUGAGUUAUCGAGGCUCAUCUUGUUUUUGUUGCACAGGUCUACUCACACAGAGAGAUGAGCAAAGAGGGAGAGACAGGGAGAUUUGUAUAAGAAGGUAAAUGUUAAAUGCUGUAUGCCUUGUUGUUGGGGUGUCCGUAUACUGAAGUGAAAGCUCUGACAAAACACCAUGCCUCCUCCUGUUAGGUAAAGAGCUGAAUUCGCCCAGCCAGAUGCACAGAUGUGUUAUUGCACCACUGAGAUGGACUUUGUUGCUCUGUGGCCAUUAGCCAAGGCUGCCCACAGACUGACUCUCUCUUCCUCCGUCCUGAUCCUCCCACAUGUCAUCUGCUGCAUCUCUGGACUGCAUCUCUCAUUCCACUUCUCAUCUCACCCACAAACAACACACAACAAAACAAGUGGCGUAGUUUUUAUCCUCCGUUCCGCUGACAUCUAUGAAAACACUGAACCCACAGUGUGUUGUUUGAUGCUUUUUGAUUAUUCCCUGCAGAAAUAUAUUUUCAGAACGUUCGCCGUGUGUUUACAGAAGAUGUCCUGAACACUUCAUUAUUAGUUUUCCAGUGCGGCUUUCCUGAAGCCAAACUCUCAGCUGAUUCACCCUGACCACCCAGUUUAUUCCCACACUUAAUUCUAGCCGGACUCGUGUGUGUGCUUUCCGUUUCCACCUGCCCACAAAUCACUCUCAUAUAUCACCGGUGGACAAGGCGAUACACUCCGCUGCACAAAAACUUCCCAGUGUGCACAUACGCAAUAAGCAGAGGCAGGCAGAAAGAGAAAGGGCAGAGGGAAGUGGAUGAAGAUUUUUAUUUUCCCUGGAAUGAUAAGUUAUCCUGUCGGUACAGAAUUUCACAGAAGUGUACCAGCUUUGGUUUUAGACAAAUUAUAAUGAAUAGAUAUUACCAGAGGAACUUGGUGGUCCAUAAAGGGAUUAAAUUCUUCCUAUACAGACUCAAAAUGUUAGUAGUUCUCUGUGUUCAGGGUUAAUUCGCCUGAUUAUUUUCCUCAUCUGAACUGCAGCUUUUGCUGUGCCAGUCCUGUGUGACUUAUCAUACAAUGACUGAAAUUGCUAAAAUUGAUAGAAAAAGACACAUUAGACUCCCAGACUGUCUUAGAAGUCGAGACAAAUUCAGAGAUAAUACGUUUUAAAAGGUUCAGUAUUUUCACUGCUUAUUUGAAUCAUGGUAGCAAGCAAGAACAUGUGAUGUAAAAUCGGUGUUUUGGUUACACUGUGCGGCGAUCCAAACAGCUUAUUGACCGGUGCCUUGUGAAAGAAAGUUGAGUCAUAACUUUAAAAAAAGAAAAGCGUCUUUUUCCACUGUGGGCGGUGGAGCCACAGAGCGCACACUGGAUUUCACUGACACACUUUAAACCCGCUUCAAACUAGAACCAAACUCAAAGCUGCCAAAUCCUUCUUAUGUCCAUUUCUUCCAAAUAGCUUUGGGCCACGCACGGCCAUUUUGUUUGAUUUUUAGAAGGACCUUGGAGCCCCAUGGGAUGGUAAACACACACACACACACACACAAAUGUGUGCACUGCAGUGGACUCACAACAAUAAAUCCCUGAGAAAAAUAACACCUGAGUACAUUAUCUCAGUUACUGUAUGUCUGGUAAAUGUCAGCGGGAUGUUUCUGAAAUCGUUGCCAACGCCCCUGGGAUGCUUCUCAAGGACCUCUGGAGGUUCCUGGAGCUUUGACAGCACUGUCGCUCUCCUGUGCUUGCGCGCAACUACACGCAGAUUAGAAACACACACACACACACACACACACACACACACACAGGCACGCACCCGCCUCCUCAGAAACGGCUCCCGGUUGGUCCAUCAGUCGGUCAGUCUUUAUCCUCCCUUGUGCUGCUGGUGGUGUGUGAAUCCGGAGCUGUUAGGACGCCGACGACAAUGAUGAUGAGAAUGAAGACAACACAGAGAGAGAAGCUCAAACACAUCACCGCUGUCGUUCCCAAAUUGCCAAGAGUGGGCUUUAUUUUCACUGCGCGGAUCCUUAACAACUUCUGCGGUUAAUAAACGGCGGCUAUUUUUGGACUGUCAGUGGAUAUUUCGUCUUUGUCUAUAAAUGGAGGUGCCUCAAAGGGAAAAUCUGAGUUGAGGUAUUUCACGGGGUGUGUGGGACGUUGAACGGUCCCUUGGUGUUGCGUAAAGCGCUCGGGCUGCCAGUUUUGGAGAGUUGGGAAACGGAGUGCUCUUGUUUGAAUAGGAUGAACAACUCAAAGAAUCAGAAGGACAGCGACAUCCAGAAGAAGAUUGACCAUGAGAUCCGAAUGCGCGACGGGGCCUGCAAGCUGCUGGCCGCCUGCUCUCAGAAAGACCAGGCGUUAGAGGCAGCGAAGAGCCUUCAGACCUGUAGCACUCGCAUCAUGGCCUACAUGUCGGAGCUGCAGAGGAUGAAGGAGGCUCAGGUCAUGCAGAAGGUCACACGGAGGUCGUCAGAUGCAGGGCCGAUGGAUGACAGACUCCCGUGCAAAGGAAAAGUGGCCAUCUCAGACCUUCGCAUCCCUCUCAUGUGGAAAGACACAGAGUACUUCAAGAACAAAGGAGAGCUUCACCGAUGUGCAGUGUUCUGCCUGCUGCAGCUCGGGGGAGAGAUCUUCGACACAGACAUGGUGAUAGUGGACCGCACUCUAACCGAUAUCUGCUUUGACAACACCAUCAUAUUCAAUGAAGCGAGCCCUGGUUUUGAGCUGCGUGUUGAGCUGUACAGUUGCUGCUCGGAGGACGACUACACAGCAGGGAGCACGCCAAGGAAGCUAGCCAGUAAACUGAGCUCCUCACUGGGGCGAUCAGCCGGGAAGAAGCUCCGGGCAGCCAUGGAACCCGGACCGUGUAGUCCUGUUAGCAACGGAGGGGCAGCUCCUCUUCUGCUGCCAGUUCCCUCUGUGCCGGGCCCCAAGUACCACCUCUUAGCUCAUACCACCCUGUCGCUGUCACAUAUCCAGGACAGCUUUCGCACACAUGACCUCACCAUCUCAGGCAAUGAAGAGUGCUCUUAUUGGCUGCCACUGUAUGGCAGCAUGUGUUGCCGUCUCGCAGCUCAGCCUCACUGUAUGACCCAACAGAUGAUGAGUGGAUGUUUGAAAGUUAAGCACUUGGCUGGUGACCCUCAGAGUUGGACACAGGUGUAUGCUGUUCUAAAAGGAACAAGUCUUUACUGCUACCAUCGGCAAGAAGAUCUGGAGGCCAACGUUGAGCCAGCUUUCACCAUUGCAAUCAACAAGGAGACCAGAAUACGUGCAUCAGAGAAAGACCCUCACAGUAAAGUUCAACAUAUUUGCAUCAGUAAUCAGUACGGAGGCGAGGAGGUCACACACACACUGACCACGGACAGUCGCGAGGACACACACCGGUGGAUGGAGGCUUUUUGGCAACAUUUCUACGACAUGAGCCAGUGGAAGCAGUGCUGCGAUGACUUAAUGAAAAUCGAACUGCCGUCGCCAAGGAAACCGGCUCCUGUCACACCAAAACAAGGCUCGCUCUAUCACGAAAUGGUUAUUGAAUCAUCUGAUGACCUCAGUAGCACCGUGUCAGACAUCCUGGCUCGGAGGAUGCAGGAGCUGGAGCUCCGCAGCCAGCUGGGCACCUCCCCCACCUGGAUGUCUAUGUUUGACGAGAGUAACCCAAAAAGCGCUGGCCGCUCCCGUCCUUUUACCUCUCGCCUUUCUGGCCACAGCCCCUGCACCCCUCAUCGACUGCCCCGCAGCCCUGUGAGCCCUCACCGCUGCCCACAGCUGGGUCUGCUGUCCUCAGAUGCAAGCCUGACCUCAGACAGCGACAGCCACUGCAGCACCAGUCCCUGCUCCCAACGCCACGGCUGGCCCGAGCCUUCUUCAAACUUCUCUCCCUCGUCGUCUUCCCCCUCGCGUCUGAGGCCACGCACUCUGUCGCUGGAUGCGAAGCUCAGCACACUUCGAGGGAGGGGGUACGGAGGAGGAGGGACUUUCCAGUGCCCCUGCCAGCCUCCUUCCUCCUCGCUGCUCGCCCCUCUCCCCAUCUCCUCCCGUUCACCUCGGUCACAGCACAGCACACAGACCACGCUCUCCUGCUCCAGCUCCACCUCCAGCAACAGCUCCAGCAACAGUGAGGGCAGCCACAGCCCCGAGUCAUCUGAGGGGGCCCCCUUCUCUAGGCCCUCCCCAGCUCGACGCAGCCUCAGGAACCUCAGAGCCAGGCUUGAUCCUCGCAACUGGCUCCAGAGUCAGGUGUGAGCCCACCCUGCCUGCCUGAAACUUUGUGCUGGCCAAAAAACACCAGUGCUCAUUAAACCAUGAUUUAACUGGCUUAAUAUAUGUGAACAAACCUCAGGCAAACUGCUAGGCAACAUGCACAGCUCUGAGGAGGAGAAGCUGCCUCUAGCCUGCCUCCUGGUGGAGGAUGAAUCAUGGAAGACCCCCCCCCUUCCGGGGCUAACUGGAAUGUCUUCUAACACAAAAGACAGGUGACAAUCACUGCAGGCGACUCUGCACUUUGCUGGGUUGCCACAGUUUUGAAGCUGGUCCAAAACUAAAUGGGAGGUACUCUGCUUGCUUUGAGAAAACUUGCUGCUUGGGAGAAAGUGAUGCUAAAGAGCAAAAGGACUUAUAAAGAACUGAUAAACAUGUCACACUUUGCCUACUGUCUGUCCUUAGAUUGAAAUAGGUAAGUUUUUUGUUUUGUCGUCUUCAGCAAAUGUCUCGUCCACUCAAACAUAAUUUCAAGGUCAUCUCUUAAUGCACUAGCAGUAUUUUGACUGGAUGUGUCCUGUCUGUAUUUUAGAAAUUAUGGUUUGCAGUGUUAAUGCUAUGAAAGCCAGCGAGCAUGUGGCAAGAUGAACAUAAGGUAUUUUCAAAGAGGUUUCAAAUGUCAGAAACUGUCAAGUGUGGAGGGGAAAGGUUGGUUUCUGUUGCCUGCAAUGUGAUCUACUUUAGUGUACAUAUCUAAUUAUUCAUACAGCAGAUGAUCUUUGUGGUUCUCCUAAAAUUACUAUGCAUUACUACGCUUUUUUUUUUUUUUUUUUUUGCAUGAUUUGACUUACAGUUAAAAUGGUGAACUACUUGAGAUCAUUUCAAUAAUGAAUCUGGUGAAAAUUUAACUUUAUGCAAGUGCUCACACUUACUGUAGUGGUUAUUACUGUGAUCUCUUCAGGGCAAAAAUCUGCGCUCCGGAUUUAAUUUUUACACAUUUAUCUGCAAACUAUUGACAGGCUGUUGUCAGAACUGGGUAAUAGAGCCAUACAUACAUUGAAAAUAAUCCUAGAAUAAACUGAAAUUAACCAAAGCUUAAGUUAUUAUUGAAAACCCAAGCCAUAGUUAGAGUUCUGCUUCACUGCCUCACUACAGUAUUGUGGGAUACUAAGAAGAGUGGUUCCUGAUUAUGGAAUUUCCAAAAAAAUGUGAAACGUCCACCAAUCCAACACAGUGAUAUCCUUUAAUUAAAUUAUUGAUUGUUUCAUAGUGGUUGCAUUCCAGGCAUCUUUCUACAAAACCCCAGUCAACCAUCAGGUCACGAUAAUAAGAGCAGGAUCAAAAUUCUUUACAAUGUCGCCUGAUUUUAUAUUUUUAAUUAUGUAAGUUAUUGUCAUUGAGACAGCUCUUACCACCUGACUGAAGGUGUCCGUGUGAAAACAAAUCUUUUAGGAGGGUGUGCGUCUGUCAGUGCAGUAAAGCUUCUUCUUCUUCUCUGUCUUUGUUGUUUACUGUGGAUUUUACUUCGGUAACGUCGGUUUCUCUCUUGGGGCUCAGAAGUCGGGCAACCAUUUCUACUAAGAAUUAAAACUGUCAGAUGUUUAAAGGAACAAGCAUUUGUUACUGUAAAUUAAUUUUUAUAAGUUAACAAAUAAACCUCUAUUCUUUGUCUUUUGUUACAUUAUUGAUUUUGUUAUAAAUGCAGCUAUAUUGAUACCUGAUUCUCGUUACGUUAACAGAUGAUGUGCAGAUAUUUAACUGUUACGAUUAGAUAACAUUGAAUGUUAUACCCUUGCAAGAGUUUCCCGUGUUAGCAGGCUUCCUGUUCUGCAUGUGCACCAUCCUAAAAAGCAAACAUAAAAUGAGAAAUGUGGAAAUCUCAUGUUUAAAUAAUAUAACAUUAAAUAUAAUAAAUGUUU
Scatophagus argus is the source of this 6189-nucleotide messenger RNA. RefSeq names its product rhotekin a (gene rtkna). Lineage: Eukaryota; Metazoa; Chordata; Actinopteri; Scatophagidae. Gene Ontology annotation, biological process: signal transduction; actomyosin contractile ring assembly; septin ring organization. Bases 2312 to 4315 code for a protein of 667 amino acids. Gene Ontology annotation, cellular component: actomyosin contractile ring. The record is from RefSeq and is a predicted model, not a curated record. The transcript is spliced from 11 exons.